GAUGAGAAAUUAUUUUGCAUGCAAUCUCUGGACUGUGCAUCAAAAGAUCUUGUGAAUGUGGCCGGCAGCGCACCGUCACUGAUUGAGCAGAUCAACGGAGGUAUUUUGGGUUUGUGUAAACCGCGAACCGAAUCAUCACCGUGCACCAUAUAUCCAUUCAUUGAAACAGUAACAUUUUUUGACAGCGCCUCCGGUCGUAUCAACUGCCCAACCGAUCAGCAGGUAUUGUACGAUAUCGAGCCGUAUCUUCAGCUUUGCAUUGUUUCAAACGAAACGUCAAAUUUCUUCCCGGAUGCGACGCUUUUCUCACAGUAUGUGCUCCAUCAGCGAUAG
This is a messenger RNA of Gongylonema pulchrum, 333 nucleotides long. NCBI's taxonomy places the organism in Eukaryota, Metazoa, Nematoda, Chromadorea, Rhabditida, Gongylonematidae. The record is from the annotation of a GenBank genome assembly.